Molecule: messenger RNA, 3342 nt
Organism: Westerdykella ornata
Lineage: Eukaryota; Fungi; Ascomycota; Dothideomycetes; Pleosporales; Sporormiaceae
Product: Cse1-domain-containing protein
Exons: 3
Coding region: 110-2986 (958 amino acids)
Biological process (GO): protein export from nucleus; protein import into nucleus
Cellular component (GO): cytosol; nuclear envelope
Molecular function (GO): nuclear export signal receptor activity; small GTPase binding
Source: RefSeq, a predicted model, not a curated record
CUCCUCCUCCACCAGCCCGCCUGCCCACCUCUCUCCUUCUCUCCCUCAGACAUCCGCGCAGACCCUUCACCUUUUCCCGACUUGCCGGCGCCCGCGUCUUUCUUUCACCAUGGCUGCCAAUGCUUCGCAGAUUGCGCAGCUGCUGCAGGCCAGCUUGGAUCCGCAGCAGAACAAGCAGGCUGAGGCCGCUAUUGCCCAGGAACAGGUCAAACCAGGUUUCUCUCUCGCUUUGUUGAACAUCGUCGCCGAAUCCAGCUUCCCGAAUACCAUACGACUAUCGAGCGCACUUUACUUCAAGAACUUCAUAAAGCGGCAUUGGGUGGACGCGGAUGGCAACCACCAGCUCCCCGAGAGUGAGGUCAGCGCCAUCAAGAGUGAGCUUAUUGGUCUCAUGGUCUCGGUACCCGCCAAUUUGCAGGCGCAACUGGGCGAGGCCAUCAGUGUCAUAGCGGACAGCGACUUUUGGCAGCGCUGGGAUACACUGGUCGAUGACCUCGUCUCGCGCCUCACUCCAGAUAAUGCGACUGUGAACAACGGUGUUCUCCGAGUUGCCCACUCCAUCUUCCGACGCUGGCGACCGCUGUUCCGCUCCGACGAUUUGUUUACUGAGAUCAACCACGUCCUCUCCAAGAUUGGCGCUCCCUUUCUGAUACUACUGGAGCAUACCGAUACAGCCAUCGCCAAGUCUGAAGGCAAUGCACAAGCCCUCAAAGACUAUUUCACAACGCUGGACCUGAUCGUGAAGCUCUUCUACGACCUGUCAUGCCAGGACCUUCCUCCAGUUUUCGAGGACAACCUCGGUCCUAUCUUCACCUUGCUUCACAAGUAUCUCGUUUACGAUAAUCCGGCGCUACAUACAGAUGAUGAGUCCGAAUCGGGAAUUUUGGAGUACGUCAGGGCAGCCAUCUUCGAAGCCUUGAUGCUCUACCUGCAGAAAUAUGAGGAUGUGUUUGCCGCACACCUUCCCCAGUUCAUCGAAACAACGUGGAAUUUCCUCAUGUCGGUCGGACUGGAGACUAAAUAUGACAUUCUCGUCAGCAAGGCCCUGCAGUUUCUAACGACAGUGGCUGGCACUCCUCACGCCGAGUCGUUCAAUCGCCAAGAUGUACUUGUUCAGAUCAUCGAAAAGGUCAUUCUUCCAAAUAUCACACUUCGUGAAUCCGACAUAGAACUUUUCGAAGACGAGCCGAUUGAGUUCAUUCGAAGAGAUCUAGAAGGCGCCGAUAAUGACACAAGACGACGUGCGGCAACGAAUUUCCUGCGCCAACUCAUGUCUCGCUUCGAGGAUCUCGUCACAACGACAUCCAAGACGUACAUUGAUGGGUUCCUGAAGCAAUAUGCUAGCAACAAGAACGAUUGGAAAGCCAAGGACACUGCCGUUUACCUGUACUCCGCGAUUGCGUCGAAAGGAACCGCCACUGCCGCUCAGGGUGUCUUGUCAGUCAACCCGAAAGUGGACAUUCUCGUUUUCUUCCAAGAGAACAUUGCCACAGAUCUGUCAUCGAGCGACGUUCCCGAAAUACUGAGAGUGGACGCAAUCAAGUACAUUUACAACUACCGCAGCCAGCUGUCUCCACCUUUAUGGCGGGCUGCCUUUCCCUUGCUCGUACAGCAGCUCGGCAACCCCAAUUAUGUUAUCCACACGUACGCUGCCAUAGCUGUAGAGCGUGCCCUCUUCAUGACCGACAAAGACCGACAGCCUAUCAUUCCUCGUGACGACGUUCUGCCACACGCGAAGGAUCUGGCGACACAUCUUUUCGCUCUGAUCACCAAGAAUACGGCUCCAGAGAAGAUUCAGGAGAACGAGUUCUUGAUGAGAUGUGUGAUGCGAGUUCUCAUAUUCAUUCGCGAGGGGGUGUUGCCGAUCACAGAGAUUGUGUUGAACAAUCUCAUCAAUAUCAUCAAGGUCAUCCGGCACAAUCCCAGCAACCCAAGAUUCCAGUAUUAUAUGUUUGAAGCUAUAGGUGCGUUGAUUCGCUUCGCGGGCCCUUCGCAAAGCUCCCUGCUUGAGAAUAAGCUAUCCGAUCCCUUUUCUGCCGUCCUCAAGGAUGGUGUAGACGAGUUCAUGCCAUAUGUAUUUCAGCUCUUCGCUGCUCUACUCGAAGCGAACCCCUCCGGCCAACUUGCGCCGUAUUAUCAAGAACUGCUCUCCGCCAUUAUCCUGCCUCAGGUAUGGGAAUCGAAGGGAAACAUUCCGGCCCUAGUCCGUCUCCUCACGGCUAUGAUUCCCCGGGAUGUGCAACGAAUCGUUGAGAAGAAGCUGGUUGAGCCCAUAUUGGGUAUCUUCCAGAAGUUAAUUUCUACUCGCGCGCAUGAGGUCCUCGCUUUCGAUCUGAUCGAGCAUAUCAUUACAUAUAUCCCUCUCGAAGUUCUCCAACCGUACUUCGUGACCAUCAUCAACCUAACGUUGACCCGUCUGUCCGGGUCGAAGACGGAGACAUUCCAACAGCGAUUCAUCGUCUUCUACCAUUUCAUAUCGGCGAGACAAGAUAAGGGCAUGGGAGCAGACUUCUUCAUCCAGUUAACGGAUGAGGUACAACAUGAUGUAUUCAAAGGCGUCUAUUUAAGCAUCAUCCUUCCCGAGACUCAGAAGCUCUCUCGUCCCAUCGACCGCAAAAUAGCUGUCGUCUCUUACACAAAGACCCUCACCGACUCGGAGGCGUUCGUCUCCCGCUACCCCAAAGGCUGGGGCCUCACCACACAGCGGCUCCUGGAGCUUAUGGUCAACCCUCCUGUGCCGCCUACCCAGGACGACAUCAUCCCGGAUGCUGAUGUUGACGAACUCGGUUUCGGUGUCGGCUUCACCCCGCUCAAUACUUGCAAGAGGCCGCCUAGAGACCCGUUCCCGGAGGUCACGGAUGUGAAGUCUUGGGUCGGGACGUAUCUGAAGGAGGCCGACACGAGGCAUGGGGGAAGGAUUCACAUGCUGGUGGAGGAGAGGCUCAACCCGGACGUUAAGGCUGCAUUGACGGAGUAUCUGAGGUGAGCCGGUGAGGGGUAAGGAAGGAAACUCAGUAGGGCGCCGACGGCUGGAGCACAUUUGGCUAGGUGGUGGCUCGUUGUCCGGCUACAUGGUUGACGAGGCCUCGCUGGAAUCUUUUCGACAAUCUGUGCUGGAUUUGGGUCCGGCUAGAUGGAUAAGAGAUGGAGCUUAUGAACUGCCUUUCGCGAAAAAAACGAAGUUUUGGGUAAAAGGAGGAAGUUCGGACGUGUGGAACGGAUUUCAUUGAUACCAAGGUACUGAAGGAUGAAAGGGAGCGACAUGCAUAAUAAGGAGUCCGUGUAUAGUCGUGUAGUGCAUUAUGUUCAGCGAAUUUCGAAAUGUAAAGUGGCUAUCUUUAC